This is a messenger RNA of Dreissena polymorpha, 2607 nucleotides long. Its product is annotated as ATP-dependent Clp protease ATP-binding subunit ClpX-like. Gene Ontology annotation, cellular component: mitochondrial matrix. The record is from RefSeq and is a predicted model, not a curated record. Gene Ontology annotation, biological process: proteolysis; protein catabolic process. Lineage: Eukaryota; Metazoa; Mollusca; Bivalvia; Myida; Dreissenidae. The transcript is spliced from 14 exons. The coding region runs from base 137 to 2116 and encodes 659 amino acids. Gene Ontology annotation, molecular function: ATP binding; ATP hydrolysis activity.
GUAACGGUUUAUAGUAUAAAUCUAGAAUGAAGCGGUCCACAAUUGCUGUUCGAGGCCGUUAAUCACCGGCGCCACCUCUUGUUGAGAUGCAUUUAUAAAAGAGCAUGGGCUGCUUCUGAGAUGAAACUAAAGAUGGAUGUGUUUUAUUACAUGGAUUAACCUACAGGUCCUGAUGUACCAUUUUAGCAGGAUUAUUAGUGAAGACAUGGGUUGUAUGGCCAACUUGGUGCGCCUACAUGGCUUAACAUCUGUCAGAGCAGUUUCGUCCAUGAGAACCAAUCCAACAUCAACUUCAAAAUCAAUUCAUUCCAUUUCGAAAGAAAGUCAUAAAAGCAUCAGAGUACCAGUUUUAUCAUCAGGACAACUGUCUCUGAUCCCACCAUGCUCAGUUAGUUUUCACAGUACACCGGGCAAUUAUGGAAAGAAGAGGAAUAGUCGAAGGGGCAAGGGAGGAAAACAAUCUGUCAAUAUAGAAGACCAAUUUGCUUGUGUUCAUUGUGGUUCCCAGUCAGUAGAAUGUAGACAACUGAAUGAUGAAAAAUUUUUGGUAGUGUGUAAUGAGUGCCAUAGAAAAUAUGAAGUUUGUGAAGACCCAGUCGCCGAAGAAAACAGCUACACUGACAUAACACCUAAAGAGAUCAAAGCUUUUUUAGACAAGUACAUAAUUGGUCAGGACAUAGCCAAGGUGGUAUUCUCAACAGCAGUGUACAAUCAUUACAAACGUGUCCGCCACAAUGCAACUCUCAACCCUCCAGAGACCCAAAAUCAGACGCACGAAGUGUACGAGUCAGGCAGGACAUACUACCCAAAGGAUGCAAGAAAUAUAGGAGAAGAAUGGAAGGCAUCCAAAGGUGGAAUACAUGUACAUAAAGAUUUAUCGGUUACAUUGGAUGGGAUACUUCGGCAGCAGUUUAACAUGUUGACAUCCCAGGGUUAUGCCAGAGCUCGAUCCGUCUCCAAACCAAAAGUUAAGCCCCCUGUGGACCCCAGAAGCACAAAGGAGAACGCUGUGGUCAUUGAUAAAACCAACAUCUUGUUGAUUGGCCCUACAGGAUCAGGUAAAACUAUGCUUGCAAAGACCAUAGUUAAGCAGCUGAAUGUUCCACACGUUAUCUGUGACUGCACCCAGUUCACGGCUGCAGGCUAUGUCGGCUCUGACGUGGACUCCAUUAUCACAAAACUGCUGCAGGAUGCUGAGGGUGAUGUGAGCAGAUGCGAGCAGGGUAUCGUGUUUUUAGACGAGGUUGAUAAGAUAGCGCGUGUGAAGCACAACCACAACAAGGACGUGGGCGGGGAGGAGGUGCAGCAGGGACUUCUUAAGAUCAUGGAGGGCACAAAACUACAGGUGUCGGACAAGAAAGGCAAGCCAUCUGCAGAGAGUGUGGCUGUUGACACAACCAACAUCCUCUUUGUGGCCUCAGGGGCAUUUACUGGCUUGGAGAAGAUUGUGCAGAAACGGCUCAGUAAAAAUUCCCUGGGUUUUGGCCAAUCCCCGAGUGACCUUGAGAAGGACAACUUUCCUCAGUCAACAAACCUGGACCUCACAGACAAGGAACUAGGACAUGAGCAGGUGGAUGAAUGCUUCAGACUUGUGGAAGACCAGGAUCUCAUCAUGUAUGGCAUGAUCCCAGAGUUUGUGGGACGGUUGCCAUGUGUGGUUCCAUUCCAUCACCUCACUGAACACAUGCUCAUUCAGGUGCUCACCGAACCCAAGAAUGCUUUGCUGAAGCAGUUCCAGAAACUCUUCCAUUUAGACAAUGUAGAGCUGGAGUUGACAGCAGGGGCGUGUCAGACACUGGCAAGGAACACAAUCAGGAAGCGGACUGGGGCCAGGGGGCUGAGAGCUGAAUUGGAUAAAUGUCUGUUUCCUUUGAUGUUCGAAAUUCCCAAAAGUGACAUUAAAAAAGUGAUAAUAGACGAGGACUUUAUACUUGGAAAGUCGGCACCAGUGUAUAUUCGUGAUGAUCCAUUUUGUGAUAUCGAACAGGACAGUGCAGUAGACUCUACUGACAUGGAACUUAGAAAAUCUGACUUGCAUCUAACUGAGAAGCAGCCUGAGGUUACUAGUCUGCAAGAUUUGAGCAGAACUAAAGGCAGUGAAGAAAAGACAUUGUAGUUUCAGUCUUAACAAAAAAGUUGUAAACUACUCAGGAUAUAUUUGUAGCAACAACAUUCGCAAUUUUUUUUAAAAAUUAGUUAAAACAUUUAUGAAGAUUGUUUUCUUUUAAAUAAAUAGAUUGAAAUGUCCAUGUUUGAAACACAUGUGUUUUAUUUUUCUCAUCAUGCACAUGUGCAGAAUAAACUGAAUUUUUUUAAUUACAGGAUGGACAUUGGUGACGGAUGUAUAUUUUAUUUCAUGUGGUCAGUUAUUUCUAUAAUCUAUGUUUUAUUUAUAGAGCAAAGUUUACAGAUUGCCUUUUGACAAUACCGACACAUUGUUAUCUAUAAUUUAGCAGGUAAGACAAAAAUCAAACAUAUAUGAAAACAAAGGUUUGCACAUUCUCCUAAAUCUGCCUCACUUGUCUAGGUUGAAUUAUGCUGUACUUGUGUUUUGUGAUUUAAGGGCAUGGUUCAUCUAGCACGUAAAACAUGAGGUUUUUAUGAUCA